AUGAUAUAUAAAUUGAGCUUCCAAUGGUCAGAAAAAGGAGAUUAGCCAACAUUUUAUCGAACCCAAAUGAUUACUGCUGUAAGCUAUUAACAUCAACAGAUUUUAGAGAGAACAAGACCAGGAAAAAAGGGUACUUUAGCUGGUACAAUCUUAAAGAAAUAUAAGGAUAUUCGGCUAUCUAAUGCUAAUAAUGAUAAACUAUUGCAAGGUUCUUUUUAAACAUAAGAAGUCAUUAGUUCGAGAAAAAGUAUUAACAUGAUGUAGAGUUAAAAGAAGGUAAUUGAAAGAUAGUACUCUAAUGGAAGCUCUUCUCCUAAACUUCCAACAACAAUCAGUCCAAAUACUCCAACAACCACAAAAAAAUGUAUUGCAAUUUAUAAAUUAGAAAAUAAAUAUAUCAUUCGUUCUAAACUGGGUUAGUCAGUUGAUCUAGAAAAAAUGAAGCAUCCUCGCCAAUUGUAGCCUUUGUUUGAUAAUUCUAGUUGCUCCCCUAGAGCAACAAGAUAAGUAACUGAUAAAACAUAAAAUCAAAAAACAGUUUCAUCCAAUUCUACAAACUCAUUAUAUAUUAUGAAUAAAGUAUAUGGAAAUACUAGCAAUAAAAACCUGCCUAAAUCAAUAUUCAAAGUUAAAUGA
Paramecium tetraurelia is the source of this 636-nucleotide messenger RNA. RefSeq lists its product as uncharacterized. The record is from RefSeq and is a predicted model, not a curated record. NCBI's taxonomy places the organism in Eukaryota, Ciliophora, Oligohymenophorea, Peniculida, Parameciidae. The transcript is spliced from 2 exons.